Messenger RNA from Closterium sp. Naga37s-1, 1416 nucleotides. The record is from the annotation of a GenBank genome assembly. NCBI's taxonomy places the organism in Eukaryota, Viridiplantae, Streptophyta, Zygnematophyceae, Desmidiales, Closteriaceae.
AUGUUCGCUUGCCGAUUUCCUCUAGGACGACCCACUCGCGCCCGGGAAGCGGAGGUUGGAGGCUCCUCCGUCCGAUCGGCAUCGAGCGGUGGGCGUGUCUCCUGGGGCGUGUCCAGGCGUGCUUGCUCCUCCACUGCUUCCCUUCUUCCAGAGUUUUCCCUUGCCCCACCUUCCUCUUCCUCCGCUGGCCCGUCUGCUCCUGUUGAAGCUCCGACCGCUCCGCCUGCUGCUCCUGCUCCUGUGCUCCUGGCUCCCGUGAUUGCGCCUGUGGCGUCUGCGCCUGCUGGGUAUGCUGCCGCUCGCUCCGAUCCUGCUCUUAGCGUGGUCGUUGCACGGGCCGCUUCAGUCCCCGACGUGCCUGCGCCGGCAUCUGCUUCUUCACCGAAGGCGGCGUCCGCCACCACUGACGGCCCGGCUCCGAUGGUGGCGCCUCCUGGCGCGGACCCUGUGGCUCCCGCUCUGCUGCCGGUGGCCCGUGUAGUGCCGCCGUCUCGUACCCCAUCGCCGGCCCAUCCUCUAUCCCGCCCCCAUUCUCCCGCACCCCAACAGGAGCGGGAGACGUCGCGGCGCCGGCGCAACUCUCCCCGACGCUAUCAACAGCAGGCCCAGUGGCCUCCUCAUCCUGGCGGCAAUGGGGGCUGGAGGGGCCUCCACGGGCGUGGUGGUGGCGGGAGGUACCGUCCGCCAGUGACAAUGGCGGAUCUCCAGCGGGAGGUGUCGCGGGCCGUGCGCCAGGAAAGGGUGGCGCAGAGUCAGAGCAGUUCGCUGCGGGCUGCGCCGGCGCCUGUGGCUCCUCGUCAGGCUGAGCCUCCUGUGGCCCCUCCGCCGGCUGCUGCAUUUCCUCCUCCUGUCCUCGCCCCGUCGGCUCCAUUUCCUUCUGUCUCGCCGCCUGCUCCUGGCUCCCGUCUGCAUUUGCCACCGGUCCCACCUGUUGCGGGGGUGGAGUUUGUGGCCGCGGGUGGUGGCGCCGCGGCUCAGCAUUCCCACCACGUUGCUGCUGAUGAGCCGCUGUUGUUUCUGACGGAGGCGCUGCAGCCCCCGCAGACGCGUGUUCCAGAGGCGACACUUGGCCAGCUCCACCGUCUCGCAGAGAGCCUCCACGCGUUGCUGCUGAUUCAAGUUCUCGCUCAUUCAUCUCUCCCCGUGAUUCCUCCGGAGACUUUCCGCGGCAGCCAGCGUGACACGUGCUUGGACGCGGCGGACCAGCUCGCUUCGUUGCUGGCGCCCGUGUUGGCUGCGCCCGCGGAGGGUGGCGCUGCUGCUGCGGGACAGCUUGACGAAGCUGUCCGGGGCCUGAGGCGGCACUUGCGCGCGGGAUCUGGAGCCGCGGCGAUUGGCGCAAGCACACUUGUGGUCCGGGAGCUGUGGCGCUCCCUGACGGGCGUUCUCCACGCCCUUGGGGCUCACCGCAUGUAG